AUGCGAUGCCACUUCAUGAAAGUGUAUGCCGUGGAGCCAAGCUGCAUGCACCAUCCCGGGCAGUCCUCUCAUGUCCAAGCUGAGCGGUACUUGCCUGGUGUCUUCCUUAAGUACAACUCCAAUGCUGGCUACGUGAAUCGGGAGGCUCCGGACUCUGAGACGGACUUCUUCCGUGUGGAGCGGAAGAUGGACCCGCGAUCGCCCAUUUUUCAGCUCCUGAAUGACCUCAAUGCAAGAGAAUUCGAUCCCUUGAGGGAGUUGGAGCCCUCGGACGUUGUGUGGCAUAGCGGCAGCUGGCGCUCAUUGUCCAACCGUCGGCUGUGGGCACUCAAUCACAGCAGCGAUGGAAUGAGCGGCCGGCCGCUAUGUGUGCGAGCUCGCGUGCGGCCAGUGGAUGCCGAGUUCCAUGCGAAAAGUACCAGUACCAAUGACGGGGUCUCCGUGAUGAUCAGCGCACGGCAUCCAGACUUCCCGGAGCUUCCGGUCAUCGACUAUGAUUGCAUCGUGGUCCUCAUCCCGAUGCUUUGCCUGGGCGUCACUCUUGGGGUGCUGGUCAACAGAACGGCGCCAUCCUGGCUGCUGUUGCUGCUGCUUUGCUCCACCUUGUGCCUGGCGCUCUGGCGUACCGGCGCCAAGGGCUUCAAGCAGCUGGCGAAGGAGCAGGAACAGCUGGCCCAGUGCAGCGUGCCCGAGGACGCCGUAGAGCCCACGCCGGAGGCGGUCGUGAGCUACGGAGAGGUGCUGAGCGAGUUGGUUCAAGCAAAGUCGGAGCAGAUCGCCGGCAUCGCCAUGGUGUGGCUGGUGAUGCUGGGCGCGAGCCUGCAUGGCCUACCCUACUGCUCAGCCAAGUACGGCAUCUUUGUGCUGGUCCUGGCCGCGUUGCUGGUGACUUUUGCGUUGCUGAUGACCUGGCGCUUCCAGCCCACGUCGUACCUGAACCCGAUCGACUGGCUGAAGGGUGAUGAGAACCGGCACCCCAUGACCUUCCCCAUGGUGGCCUUUGGCACUGGAUUCCUGGGCGCCAUGCUAGGCCUGGGGGGCGGCAUCUUGCUGAGCCCGGUCCUGAUCGAGGUGGGCAUGCACAGCGAGGCAGUGCAGGCCACUGUGGCCAGCUUCGUGUUCCUGUCGAGCUCCCUGGCAAUGAUCCAAUACUUUCUCAUGGGCCAGAUUGUUUGGCACUACGCCUUGUGGUACGGCAUGGUCAGCGUGGGAGCGACUUACCUGGGGCAGACCGCCUGCGAGGUCUUUAUCCGCAAGCGCCGGCGCUACUCCUUUAUCACGCUCUCGGUGGCCUCGGUGCUGCUGCUGUCGCUCUUCUGCCUCUGCGUGGUGGGCACCAAAACCGUGGUGCACGACUACGAGAUGGGCAAGCCGCUGGGGUUUGCCUUCACGCGGCUUUGCAGCUUGAAGCAUAAGCUGUUGGAAGCCAUGUACGCGGCCGUCGUGAUGCAAACCAUGGUCAGCAUGGUCAGCAUGGUGGAGAAGCAGAGAUGGUCUACGGCAUUCUUCAGAAACAAUUUGGGGCAAGCUCUGGCCACUCUGGGGGUUCUACUGGCCAUUGGCAUGUCCACCUUGACUGCGCCCUCUUUGACCAAAACGGCCUUGCCACGCGAUGCAUCGCAGUGCCUGCCUUUUCGCAGUCUUGAACUAACCACAAACUGCCCAGAAGAGGAUGGCUGGGUAGCGCACCUUCUUGCACAUGACACCCGCCCUGUGGAUGCACAGACCGUUUUUCUGGAUGUGGGCUGCAACACAGGCGCGGACGCGGUGAAGUACCUGGACCUUUGGGGUCGCAGUCCCGGCAUCUUUCAGGCCUGGCAUGAAGGUCUCAAGGAGGAGGGGGCUAUCCGGGCCGGAAGCUGCCAGAAUCACCAGAGCGAGUGGCCCCAACGCACUGCCAGCUCUUUCACCGAUCCGAGCGUCAUUUGCGUCGAGCCCAUGUCUGCCAACGUGGAGGUCAUGCGCACCUUGCACCGCAGAGUCCUGAACAGCAGCGGCGCGUUCGAAAUCGUCCACGCCGCGGUGUCGGACCAUGUUGGUGUGGCUGACUUCCCCUCCGGUCAAGUGGGCACAGAAGACUUCGGACUGGAUGUUGCCUCGCCGGUUGAUCCAGCUGGGAACGCUCGCCAAAUCCACACCGUGGAGGUCAACGUGACGUCUGCAGUCGACACACUGAUGGCUUCUCGCGGCCUGUCGCGGGUGGAUGUGAUGUCCGUGGACACAGAGGGCCAUGAUCCUAUGGUGCUGGCCGGCGCUGCCCAGGCGUUGAAGACUCUACGGCUGCUGUUCUUUGAGGUGCAUCAGGACCUCACCGCUUCACCCUGGAGCCGAACCUCUCUCCUGGCAGUCGCUGAGACCUUGGACCACUACGACCUCGACUGCUUCUGGGCUGGCAACAACGGGAAGCUUCAGAAGAUCACGGGCUGCUGGACUGUGCAGGAUGAGAGCACGCACAGCCCGAUCCCAUGGGCGAACAUCCUGUGCGUCAGGAGGGGUGAUGAGUGGCACGGAGCUCUGCAGAAGUACGUCGGAGCAAUUGCCUAG
This is a messenger RNA of Effrenium voratum, 2544 nucleotides long. The record is from the annotation of a GenBank genome assembly. Lineage: Eukaryota; Dinophyceae; Suessiales; Symbiodiniaceae.